Empidonax traillii (willow flycatcher) is the source of this 2273-nucleotide messenger RNA. It is a transcript of the gene TSLIG2, whose product is annotated as chromosome unknown C2orf49 homolog. The transcript is spliced from 4 exons. The record is from RefSeq and is a predicted model, not a curated record. Gene Ontology annotation, cellular component: tRNA-splicing ligase complex. The coding region runs from base 42 to 779 and encodes 245 amino acids. Gene Ontology annotation, biological process: embryonic morphogenesis. Lineage: Eukaryota; Metazoa; Chordata; Aves; Passeriformes; Tyrannidae.
GCGGCGUUGUGGGAGCCUGGAAGGGGCUGCCGGGGCCGAAGAUGGCGGCGCGGGGAAGGGUUCGGGCGGGCGGCGGGGACCGCCAGGAGGAGCAGCUGGGAACGGCACGCUCGGAGGCGGAGGCGCUGCUGCUGCACCCGGAGCUGCUCUCGGAGGAAUUCCUGCGGCUCACCCUGGAGCAGAAAAAUAUAUUAGUUGAAAAUGAUGCUAAAAUGGACAAAGAUGGUCUCACUGAUCUCUAUAUUCAACAUGCCAUUCCCCUGCCUCAGCGUGACUUACCAAAAAGUAGAUGGGGAAAAAUGAUGGAAAAGAAGAGACAGCAAAGUGACUUGAAAAGUGAGAAUAAAAGUGUUACAACAGUGGAAGGGUUAAGGAAACGGCCAUUAAUUGUAUUUGAUGGCAAUUCAACAAGUACAAGCAUAAAGGUGAAGAAGACAGAGAAUGGAGCUGCUGAUCGCCUGAAACCUCCUCCAGCUGGAAGCACCACCAACACUGUUCGAAGAUUAUCAGUUUCUUCAAACGCCUCAACAUACAUUUCAGCCUCCAGUUUGCCAGAGGACACUAAGCUGGGAGUGAGAAAUAGUGAGGCUCAGCAGAACAAUAUUUCAAAGACUAACAGCGGUGUGUUGAGUAGUCUGAAGGUUUACCCUUUGUCUCCAAUAGCAGGAACUACUGUUGUGAAGUUAAAGAGGUCUGUUCCAAAAGAGGAAUCUGAUUUGCCGAAUGAUCUAAAGCCUACGGAAGCAAAGAAGAAAAUCCAGCAUGUUACAUGGCCAUGAAGUAGCUAAUGGUGCUUGAAACAUAAAUAUUACUUCCAUAUUUUCAAAUAGAUAGAUAUAUUUAAGCAGUUUAAAUAAAAUUGUUUUUAAACCUUACAGAGAUUCAGAUUGCUGUGAAGCUUUAACAAGUUUAACAGUUACAUGUUGUAAAUCUGGAAUCACUAUCACCAGUAACCUUAAGAGCGUCUACUCUUGUACACCAAGUAGUUAAUUACUUGUUUAACAGGUGAUGAUAUUACACUAUACUAAACCCCCCACUUUUAGUUUUCAAGGUUAUUAUAGUUCAUCUCUUCCACAUCACUAUGAUUCACACGUUGUUUCACUAAGGUUCAGUUUUGUUCCAUGUCUGGUUAAAUAGUUAAAACAACUGUUGAGAUUUAGAGUGAUCCCAAGAGCCUUCUUGGCUUUAAAAAGGUAAUUAAUUUGCAUGAGAACACUGACCAUUCUGCUGAUAAGAUGGUCUACAAGACAUUUUUUUCCUUUUUGUUGCACAGAACAGGAGUGUAAAAAAAUCUGCAGUGCAAGUUAGGCUGGUAAUAAGAGAUGAACUAUUUUAACAGUGUUACUUCAAAUUGAAGUUUCUCUUGAUAUGUGAAUAAGAAAUGCAGAGAUGGAAAUAUGUUAUUAGACUGUUGGAUAUGAAACUUCGAGAGGAAAUAGUGAAUGGAUUAGUGCCAUGUUCUCUUAAGUACACAGGCGUAUUUUGUACAUGCAUAAGUGUGAAACUGUGCCAAUGUAGCAAAUUUGGUUGCUAUCCUGGUUACAAUCAUGCGUAUAAAAUAUGGGAAAAAACAGUGGAAUGCAAACCAGUGCUUUCUCAGCUUAUGAAGUUGGAGAGGGGCAUGGAGAGGAAGACAGAGAAGUACCUUGAGAGCAUUAACACGUGUAAUUACACUCUGGAAAAAAUACACAAAGCUGUUUUCCCUUCCUUUGAUAAUUUAAGAUGGAUUUUGGUUUUCUGUGAAACUUGAUGUUUCAUCUGAAUUAUUGGUAGUGCCUUACAGGGCAGAAAUCCAAUUAAGUUGAUAGAAAUUUUUUAUUAAAACUCAGUGGCUCAGGGUGAAGCCAAUUUAGAUCAGUUUUAGAUAUGGAUGGUAAAUAAUAAUAACAAUGCUCCCAGACUUAGUAAAACAACAACAAAAAAAAUCAACUUCUGAAUCCUCUUAGAUAACCCACUAAAAGAAGCUGCCAGUAGUGAUCAGAAAGCUUGUUUACAUUUUUAACACUGGUUUAUAUUGAAACCAACCCCUGUAGUUUAGUUCAUUACUUUACAGAAGUUCUCCAUUCACUAUUAUGAUAUAAAAGGCACUUCUCGAAUGCUGUAAAAUGGUAAGAAUGUGUGUUUUGAAAUAGUGUGCUGUUUCCCUUUUACUAAACACUUGUGCAGUUUUUGUACUUGAGUACAGCAAAAUUUAAUGUAAUGUACAUUUUGUAUGUAAAGACUUGUCUUUUAAGUAGCCUUAUCCUAUUUAAAUAAAUUAAAUUAAAAGCAAA